Mytilus trossulus (common blue mussel) is the source of this 9118-nucleotide messenger RNA. Its product is annotated as SNF-related serine/threonine-protein kinase-like. Gene Ontology annotation, biological process: protein phosphorylation; intracellular signal transduction. Bases 136 to 2970 code for a protein of 944 amino acids. Gene Ontology annotation, cellular component: cytoplasm. The record is from RefSeq and is a predicted model, not a curated record. Lineage: Eukaryota; Metazoa; Mollusca; Bivalvia; Mytilida; Mytilidae. Gene Ontology annotation, molecular function: ATP binding; protein serine/threonine kinase activity. The transcript has 6 exons.
GUCUUGCGCAAAGUUAUGCGCACUGUUUACAUAUUGUAAUGGAGUGUUGAUAUUGUCAUUGAAACGACGAAAUGUGUAAACUUUUGGAGUUAUCUAGGCCUCCAUAAUAAUAUUUUAUAAGUUAAGAAAGCAGACAUGGCACAGAGGAAAUCGAAAGGAACAUUAGAUGGAAAGAUCGCUGGUCUAUAUGAUCUGGAUAAGACGAUAGGCAAGGGGCAUUUUGCAGUUGUCAAACUUGCAAGACAUGUUUUUACUGGUGAAAGGGUUGCAGUCAAAGUUAUCGAUAAGACGAAACUUGAUGAAAUAUCUAAAUCACAUUUAUUUCAGGAGGUUCGGUGUAUGAAAUUAGUUCAGCACCCAAAUGUAGUACGUCUUUACGAAGUGAUAGAUACUCAAACUAAACUGUACCUAAUUUUAGAACUUGGAGAUGGGGGAGAUUUGUAUGAUUAUAUUAUGAAACAUGAACAAGGUCUAGGCGAAGAUUCAGCACGGAAAUAUUUUAGGCAAAUUGUAGAAGCAAUUUCUUACUGUCAUAAAUUACAUGUUGUACACAGAGAUUUGAAACCUGAAAAUGUUGUGUUCUUCGAGAAACAAGGAAUAGUAAAAUUGACAGAUUUUGGUUUCAGUAAUAUGUUUAAGCCAAGUGAAAAACUUGAAACUGCCUGUGGAUCUUUAGCAUACUCAGCACCAGAGAUUUUACUAGGAGAUUCUUAUGACCCCCCAGCAGUAGAUGUAUGGAGUUUAGGAGUAAUUCUGUUUAUGUUGUGUUGUGGAGAGCCACCAUUCCAAGAAGCCAAUGAUAGUGAAACAUUAACCAUGAUACUGGAUUGUAAAUACAAAAUGCCAGCACAUGUAUCACAAGAAUGUAAAGAUUUGGUUAGCAUUAUGUUAAAAAGAGAGCCAUCAGAAAGAGCAAGUUUAGAAGAGAUUUUAUGUCAUGAUUGGUUACACAUGCAAAUGGAGGAUAUGCCACCACCUGCAUUGCCACUCAUAUCACGUGAACAUCUGUCGGAAGAAGAUCAUAAUUAUUUAGUGGAAAAAAUGGUGGAGGGAGAAAUAGGAACAAAAGAGGAAAUAUUAAAGUCUAUAGAAAAAGAUGAGUAUAGUCAUAUAACAGCAACAUACUACCUGUUGGCGGAGAGAAAGUUAAAACAACAUCGUCAAGAACUACAGAACUCGCUGUCACAAAUAAGGAAACACUCAGCUCCAUCUAGUGGUAAACCACAUUUGGAACCCCUUGCUCUUUCACCUCGACCGGAGAUACAUGUACCAGGGAAUAGACUGUUGAACUGUCUUUUAAGUCCAACCUUUGAAGAGCCAUGUAGUUCACCCCAGUCAGAUUCAAAUCAAAAUCCUUUCGUCAAAAGUUUGUCAGGAACUAUGACUCUUGAUAGAAAGUCCUCUAAAAGAAAGAUUAAAAUUAAGCCUCAAGGAUCUAAUCGAUCACAAAGGAGCCCAAGUCCCAGGAGUAUUUUUCGCAACUUCCAGCCAACCUUGGGAACUAUUCAUGAUGCAGGACUUUCUCAGUCUGAGGAAUCCCUAGUCACUAAAGGAGUUGGAAAAAAGGGUCAGCAACCAUUGACGAAAAUUCAGAUUCUUAAGCAUUUCUUUGAGAGAAAGGUGGCCGAACUUGUUGGAAAAACGUCCACUGCUGAAAAAAGGACGAAUCUGUUUAAACAGGUCACCUCUUCAAAGAAGCCAAGUUCAGAUAUCCAGACAAAGGACAAUGACCAGAAAGAUGAACUGACAAUGCCAAAGAUUAGUAUAGUACAGUCCCUCGUGUCACCUCCCGGUACACAUCCAUCUCCAGGUCAGUCCAUGUCCUUCACCCCUGACCGAGAUAGACUGUUACCACGUAAAUACAGCCUCAUUCAGGAGGAAUCCGAAGAUUAUGACGAUGAUGAUAUGGAAGUUGAAGAAGUAGAUAUACAUCACGCUCGAUCAGCUGAAAACUUACUUGAUGAUUCAAGCUAUCGUCCAGAGAUAUUAUCACCUGUUGGUUAUGAGAAUAUGAACCUAAAGAGACCACUGAUCUCUGUUGCUAGUUCACCUCAGUUAUUAAAACAGAUCUGUGAAGAAAAUGAGUCGGACGAAGAAGAUGAUUUCGUUCCAUCCAAGAUUCAUUCACCACGAAUGAAAAAUAGAUCUCGAUGUGCAUCUCCCGAAAUGAUAAGAAAAUAUGAACAGCGUAGAAGAAAAGGUGCAGGGUCAAGAGGUCAUAGUUGUAGUAGUUCUGAUGCUAGUGACACUGAUGACACAGAAGGACGAUCAAGAAAGGACAAAUUGAAACAUAAGUUCAUGCAUCGUCGUAGAGACAGUAGUGAUCAUUCCAGUGAUACUGAUGGUGGACCCUCGGGACCAGGGGGAGGUAAUCUAGGAGGAGGAAGUGGAUUUGAUGGUGGACAUGGUCGGCCACCUAAAGAGAGAAAAGACAGAGAUCACAAAGACGAUGGAGGAGGAAGUGGAAAGGGAAGCGGGUCAAAGGACAAUAAAAGUGGAAAAACUCGCCAGCAGAAUCAUUUAGUCAAUAAUGACUUGAAUGGACGAAUCAUCAAUGGGAGAACGAGUGAAUUAAGUAUAUCGUCAGCAAUAUCUAACUUGAGUGUAGGUAGUAAAAAUAGUCUAAAAUACAUCGUUGAGAAGAACGAAAGUGAUAUAGAGGACAACUGUAGUUCUAAUGACUAUUGUUCAUAUUCUGGAAGCUCACGGCAGAGUAGUCAGAAUCCUGUAAUAUGUGAUUUUCAUUCGUUAACCAAUUCUCCUCAUAAAGACUUCUUUAGGUUAGCUGAUAAAGAGAACUUGUCUCAGUCUAAUACUCUGAUAUCAUCCUCCGUCUGUUCACCGAAGGUCAAAAGUCGUAAAUUAAACAACAUGAAAGUGGAUAUAAAUCGUAAUGGCUACUGUCAUGUACACCAUAGUCAGCAAGUUCCAACGGUCAAAGCUGAUACUAAAUGUUGUUCUGUUGUUUAAUGAACAAUCAUUCUAGUAUACUCACUACUUUGAUUGCUUUUUAUGAUUUGUAGAUUAAACUCUUGUUUUUCAUUGUGAAAAUUACAUAAAAAGUCGAAUUUUUAGGCAAUAUUUAAGAAAAAUGUUUUAGUGAGAAUUUUACUCUAUUUUUUAAGACUCCCAAAAUGUUUGUUAGUCUUUUCAUACAUUUUCUUUUCCUCUGUUAAACAUAUAAAAUGGAAGAUUUCUAUUUGUGUUGCUUUCUGUUAAAUUGUACUAAGAUUCAGUAUUUAUGUUUAUGAUUUAAAACCUUGAAUUGUGCUUUCUGUAACUUUGUACUAAACAAUUGUUUUAAGCUAGUAUAUUAGAGGGUACAUUUGAUGACAUCUAAAUAUUUUUUUCAGUAGAAAACUUGGCUAAAUUGGUAACAUAUUUGCUGAUUAAAAUUGAACACAUAAAUGUGAGCCUGUUAUGUAAGCCUGUUUAUAAAGGCUGUUUCUGUAGUCUGAAGCUAAUAACAUUCUAUUGAUUUACUGUAAGAUAUGCACUUUGAAUGUUUAUGAAAGUUUUCGCUGAUUUAUUUUUUUUACAAGAUCUUUCUACAUUGUACAUCUUCAAACAGAUUGUGACUGCACCAUUACCAAAAAGUUAGAUUUUUAAUAAUGAGAUUUAACGAUAUUUAACCUGUUAUCUUAAUUCAAAGCAUUUAAGUGAUCAAUUUGACACUUUUUGAAUACCAAGAUGUACUUCCAGUUAUAUAUGAUUGUUAUAGUUAAACAGUUAAACAGUUUUACUGCAUAUUAUAUAAUUACCAAAAUAUAUAACUGUGAUUUUCACAAACCUUAUUAGGACAUUUUUCUCUCUAAAUGUUCCAAUACUAUUGCAUUGUUACUUUUCAAGUUAUUUUUGGUCGGAGAUUUUUUUAUUGAAAUUUUAUUUUUUCAAACAACUAAUACAUGGUUUUAUUAUUUCUUUAAUAUCAAUCAAAACAUUUCAUAUUUCCCUUACCGAUUUCACUAGUUUUAGUUGACAUAUAUACUUUUACAUCCUUAAACAUAACAUUAAUUAAUGUUGUUGCCAUGGAAUUUAACUUCCUGUUUCACUCCUUUUGAUAUUUAAACGGCAGGUAACGACUGACAAUAAUUUUCACUUUGAUUACAGAAAUAAAACAUCAUUGACAUUUAACUAAAAAUAGAUUGUAACAGCAUGUGUUUAAUGACUAAGUAUGAACAAAAAUCAAUUCGUUUUUAUAGAAAAGUUCAACACAAUCAAAACAUCAUCGUCUGACUUCUUGAUGAUCAAAUAGAAACUUAUAAAACACACUAAUAUUAAUCACAUAUUUUUUAAUUGACAAAUUUUGCCAAAAAGUUGGGGGUAUGGGAUUUGUCUGUCAGGCUGUUACCAUUUAAUUGUAAACAAAGUAUUUCAGUGUUUGGUUUGAAGAAAAAAAUCUGCAAGUUUCCUUAUAAUUUUUUUUUUUUUCUUCUUUUUAAUUUGGAUAUAUUCUUUAGAAUUUAUAAUGCCUAUUUUUCAGUCAAACCUGCUUUUAAAGUUACCUUUAUUAAGCCUAAAAACCUGUUUUGUCAGGUCACUUCUCUUAUAAGAUAAUUUUUUUCCCCAAUAAUAAUAUUUGUAUACAGAUCUGUGUAAUUUAAAGGUUAAUUUGGAAGUAAUCCUUAUAAGAAAAUAUGAAUUGGUGUUGUCCCUUAAGUUUGUGUGGAAGAACCACAAUGCAUACAAGUUUGUACUUUCCAUCUUUGAAAUAAUUAAAUUUUUGUAAUAAUGGUUUUUAUCAAAUCAACAUGAUCAACUUUACAUAAACUCUUGAUGUUCUUCACAUAAGGCAAUUUACUUAAAUAAAUUACAUAUACAUUGUACAUUGUAAGACACUAAGAGCUCUUUAUAUAAAGUCUAUAUAUGAUGAACAAAAAGAACUUUAGAGACAUAAUUCAAAUGAUUGAUAAGGAAAAUAGUUCAUUAAUUUCAUUUUACCAUUCUAAUGAUUUUUAAAGUACUGUUCAUGGGGAAAGAAUUAAUUGUAUUGUUUAAAAGACAUUUUUUGGAGGUUAUUAAGAUAAAAAUUUUAAAAAAACUUAGUAGUCUGAAUAAGCAGACUUUCAUAGUUUUAUUAUAGGGGCAAGAAAGAUAACUCAAAGAUGUUAGAGAAAUUUAUUUACCAAUCAGAUUUGACACUUAUCACAAUUUUUGAAGGGUGGGAUAUUACUAUUGCUUCUACGACCAACAAAAACUGUUAUUAUCAGUGGCAUUUAAAUGACAGAAAACAAAGAAAAACAAAUAAAUAAUUCUUUAUUAUAUGGGUAAUAGGAAAUAUUAGCUGUAUGUCACAAUCUGAAAUUGUUUAUCUCGUUCACUCUCUAAUAAGCUUUACAUUGUGACUCACAGCUAAUAUUUUACACUAUCUGUGGAAAACUUGAUAAUUGAAAUAAUUUAUACUUAAAAAUAUUUUAUGGAACAUGUUUUACAUGAUAGUGCUUAUUGAAUUGUCUUUGCAUAUCACCAACACACUUUUAAAAAUCUUAAGUAAUGAUUUUCUUCAUUAUUGCUUUGACAAUCCAAAGUGAUACCAAUGGCAGAAUAUAGAUUUAUUUGAUUAUUGAUUUAAAAGUCAGAUAUUGAAAAAGAUAUCUGCCAUCUGAUUUCAAAUUCUGAUUGUUCAUGGAAAGUGCUACUUUAUUCCAUGGUACUAAAUUUAGUUCAAUCUAUAUUCUUAAUAUAUAAUCUAUAUAUAAAUAUAUAUAUAUUAUCAAUGAGAGUUGAGGGACUGAAUAGACUAGUAACCCCUCUGUCAUGGCAUAAUAAUACUACAUACAUGUUUGUUACUUCAUAUAAAAUAGAUCAUAUAUUAAAUUGAUACUCGUCCUUGUAGCUGUAACCAAAAAUAAGAAUCUUAUUUGAUGUGAAUGAGUCAUUUUGUUAUUUGAGGAGAACAAACCAUGUAAGAAGGCAUGGUUACAGAUAUAAGUUAAUCUAGAAAAUAAUCAAUGUGUCUUUAAAAGGACAUCUUUUAUGUAUAUUUUCCAAAAUCCUAAAAUUCUAUGAAUAAAUUGGUUUCGCCUAUGUUAUAAAUGGAUUUUGUGGAUAUUAUUGAAUUUAUCGUAUUGAAUAUACAUUAUGAUCUUUUUGUUAAGAUAUAACUGGUUGUGGAGAUAGAACAGAAAAUAUAUCUUGUACAUCAUGAGAAAUUUAAAUUUUAUUGUACAUAUAUACAUAUAUACUAUAAUUAGAGGAGUAUUUAUGUUCCCACAGUAUGUAUAAAACCCCAUUUUAUUUAUUUUUACUUGUUUGUAUUUGACGGACAAAAUGACUCACUGUUUUUAUUGUUUUAUAUUUUUUUGGACUGUACAUAUGAUUUUUUUUAUGUUGAUAGAAUUUUAGUCUAUUUUUACUGCCAGUAGUCAUAUAUAUGUUCAUAUACAACAUUGUACAAUGUAAAAUUUAGCUUUUUUGUUAAUCCGGUUCAUUAUUAUUAGUAGCACUUUGUUAUAUAACAUGUAUCUUAAAAAACAUUUUACUAACUAUUGUCUUAGCAUACCAUUGGCAUCUGAAUAUGUCAUUUUUUAAAGAUGUCAAAUUAUUAUAAUCAAAGUACAAAAAAAUCAUUUUAUGAAUGAUUUACAAUUUUUAUGCUCAUCAGUAUCUUUUGUUAAAAUAAUAAUUUGCAAUUUGGCAAAGGCUAUUCCAGAAUUUCAAUAUAGGGGUUCAAAACAAGUUUUCACACUAAAACAUAUUUAAUUUCAAAUUAAAAUUGUAUGUUUUUGGGGUCUUGGCUAAAAAAGUCUUCCAAACCCCUUCACUUUUAAUUUAUGAAAAUGCCUAAUUUUCUUAUAUGAUAUCUGGUAAGAUAUUUCAGUAAUUCAACCUUUCACUGAUAAACGUUUUGUGCAUAUAUUUCUUAAACCAAUUAAGGUAUCAUUGAUAUUUUACCACAAUAACUGAUGUUUCAGAAUUAUUUCUGGAAUAGUUAGCAAUUAUUGCCUAUUUUUUGGUACUUAUUCAAAUUUUAUUGUUAUACCAGUUUUAAAUAGAUAAAUAGUUACGGAAUGAUUUGUCAACACAUUAUCUAGAUCACCAUGACCUACUUUUACAAAGUGCUGUACUAGAAACUUACUGUGGAUUCAUUUAUUUUCGUGGGUAUCAAUUUCCAUGGAUUGCUAAAAACUUGCAUAUUCAUAGAUAUUUGAUUUCAUGGUUUUAACAAUCUCUGUAUACAAAGCCUAUUCAAAAUAUGUUUUUCGUUGAACAUUUGAUUUCCUGGUUCACAUGCACCCACGAAACCCACGAAAAUUGGUAUCCAACGGAUAAUAAUGAAUCCACAGUAUUGAUUUUUGAGUAAUCAUGAAGGCAACUUGUCUGUGUCAUGUAAACAAGUUCCCUAUUCCAUAGUUUAAAAAAAAAUCUUGUUGGAUUAAGAAAAAAAAUGAAAACUUUUUAUGUACAAAUGUCUUUUAUUCACAUCUUACAACAAUACUUUUUGCAUGUCUUGUGAAUGAAGUGAAUUUUGUGACACAUUACAAAGUUGUUGACAAAAUUAGCACUAAAUAAGAGACCUCAAACCCAUGCCAUGACAAUUCUAUGCUUAACAGUGAUAUAUCAAUCAUUUUUGAGUUAUUCAGGGAUUAUAUCAUUUCAUUGUAAGAUAAAACAUUGACAUUGUAUAUAUCAUACAGAACUCAAGUGAUUUCAGAUACUCUAUAAAACAGUGUUUCAAUUUUACUUGUGAAUUUCCUAAUGGUUCGACCCACUCUUCUGUAAGUUUAUAUCAAUAAACAUUUAUAUAACCCAGAAAUAUUUCCUUUCCAUGUUGCCCUUUUUUAUUGUGAACAAAUUCUCCCUUAAGAAUAUUCUGAUAUAUUUAUUUUUAUUAAACCUGACUAGAUGUGGUUCUCUGAUAAUCAUACUAAUCGAACAGAACAGAUAAAUGAAAAUUACAGCAAUUGCAGUUCUUCAGCAAAAAAUGGACAAAGUUUUGUGUUUCCUGUUUAUAAGCUCUCCAAAGAUUACCAUAAAUAUUCCAGUACAGUAUAAAGUAAAUGAAUUUCUUCCCAUUAUUUUCCCCCCAAGAUAAGGUUAUAACUCCAAUUUAGGAAAGAGCUUAUCAAAGCUUGAAGUCAUUGGUGUUUUUGUUAGGCAGAGCUUUUUUUGGAGAGUAACAAAUCUAAAGAUUCUGUGUACAGUUUUGUCUAUGGAGUAUGCAUCAUAUGUAAAUGUUAUAGUAAGGGAUUAUUGGAUGUUUAGAGCUGGUCUCUUCAAGAUGUAUCUAUAUUUAAAAAAAACAUCCAUUACAACCAGAACUGUACAGCUGUAAGCACAUUUUCUUACAAGUGGUCAAUUUUGUUUUAAUUUCAUCAUAAGCUUGUUACCCUUAAAAAGAUCUUUGUUGUUGUUGAAAAGAAUUUUUUUUAAACAGGGAGUGUCAAAAAUAUAAGUGACAAAUGCCAAAAGAAUAAGAAUACAUUUAGAACGGGGAAAAUCUACAGAAAAAAAAUUAAAUGUUUUGUGUCAUAAAAUAUUUCAGGAAGACUUCUUUUGAGGAGUGUAGUUGGGCAACAUCAGACUACUUAAAUUAAAUUUUUUGACCACAAGUGUUUGUAAUUCAUGUAAAUUUUUAUGUUGCACAAGUAGCAAACUAAAUUUUGUAUUUACAUAAGCAAUAGAUUUUCCAAUCAAUAUUUUUUUUUACAGCUCUCGGUAAUUAAACUGAAUUGACCAGUUUUUAGAAAAUGGCUGAACAGUUGUAUGAUUUUUGGUGUAAAUAGAUAGUUAGCUUUAUGUAAAAUAUGUAUCAUCACUUAAUUGUUCAUCUUCAUCUUAGUAUUACUUAAUUACUUUUACCUGGCUGUGAGUGGAAUGAAUGACUCUGUAAUAAAGGUAUUCUAUUUAAAUGGGUACAGAACACCUAAGGGAGUUAACUCUUUAAAAAAAACGCUUAAAUUUUUAUAUUCAUUAUAUAAGUAAAGAGAAAUCAAGGUUCACAGUGAAAAAAAAUAAGAUGUCAAACUUCUAUAUAAGGGAUAAAAUUAUCCUGUUAAUUUCAAAUUUCUUGAAAUUAUAUUGUUCAAAAUUUUAGGCAAAUCAAAUGAGUCAAAUAUAUUUUAGUCAAAGUGUUGAAUACCACCUAAAUAUAAAGAAAACACUGAUUCACUUCUGU